AUGAACCAAGAACCGCCCCAAAAGGCAACUAUAAUCGGAAUAUCAGGCCCAUCAAGCAGCGGCAAAACAACCCUAGCCCGCCUCCUCCAGCGCAUCUUCUGCGGGGUGAAUCUGACAGCCAAUGGCGAUGUCAACCUAAACACCUUUAUAAUCCAUGAAGAUGAUUUUUAUUUCCCGGAUGAUCAAAUCCCAACAGUAACCCUCCCCUCAGGAAAACAAAUCCAAGACUGGGACACAGCAAGCGCAAUCGACAUCCCCUUCCUCUCAAAAGCAUUAACAUACGUCCGCGAAAACGGAACCCUACCACCCCGACUCCGCAGCAAAGAAGAUCAAAAUGACGAAGGAGAGAGCGGGAUUGACGAUAGUGUUGUGUUUGAGCUGAGGGAUAUUGUCACUCAAGCACUAUCAUCAUCUUUUUUAGAAGGAGGGAUAAUGCAAACAGUCGCAUUCCUGGAAGGAUUCCUCCUUUUCAGCCCGCCAGACACCACAAACAACCCACAGGAAAAGAGUAAGGAGCAUCACAUCCUCCGCCCAGUCCACAACGCCAUAAACCUACACCUUUUCUUACCGGCGCCAUAUGAACUUGUGAAAGCGAGGCGGGAGGGGAGGAGUGGGUAUGUGACCAUUGGCCCUGCGCCUGAUGUGUCUGAUUCUACGAAUACCGUGAAGCAUGAGACUGGGUCUGGUGAUAUCGAUCUUGAAGGUGAAGAUGAUCGUCCGCCGCAAAACUUUUGGACGGAUCCGCCGGGGUAUGUUGAUGAUAUUGUUUGGCCUAGGUAUGUGGGUGAUCAUCGCUGGUUGCUUGUUGCCGAUGAGGGAGGGGAUGGGGGUGGGUCUGGGGAUGAGCUUGGGGAUUUGGUGAAGAGGGUUGGGGAUGGGAGAAGGGUUAGGAGGGAUGUUGGGGUUGAGGUUGCGCCAGGGUGUGGAGAGGAGGGGAUGGAGGUUGUGCUUAGGUGGGCUGUUGAGUUGAUUUUGGGGUAUUUGGCGAAGGGGAAGACCAUGUAA
This is a messenger RNA of Penicillium antarcticum, 1005 nucleotides long. RefSeq names its product ribosylnicotinamide kinase. The coding region runs from base 1 to 1005 and encodes 334 amino acids. Gene Ontology annotation, molecular function: kinase activity; ATP binding. The record is from RefSeq and is a predicted model, not a curated record. The transcript has 2 exons. NCBI's taxonomy places the organism in Eukaryota, Fungi, Ascomycota, Eurotiomycetes, Eurotiales, Aspergillaceae. Gene Ontology annotation, cellular component: cytoplasm.